CCCAGGAAGUGUUGUCAUCGACUUUGACGUCAGAGUUGACACCCAGGAUGGUUCGAUGGAGCAAGUCAAGCGGAACGUGGAGAUUGCCAUGAUCUCAGUUGUGGGCUCUGGUUCUCUGAGUGGACAUCAACUAGACAAAAAUCAUUUAGUUAUUGGAGAGCCUCGUACUGAACAACUGUCUAGUGAUGACAGCGGGUCUGGAGGUCUAGGAGAAGCGGAAAUUAUCGUCAUUGUUGUCAUUAUCGUGGUAGUUUGCCUUGUCGCUGCUGGUGUUGUUGGCUACAAGAUCUGGUCUCGAAGGAAUUCUAAAUCUAAUAUGAACCAAGCAAGAAAUGGUAAUGCCUCUUACGCUGGAAAUAUUAGGAGUCAGUCUCACUCUGAGAUGCAGGAAACAUCCAGGAAUUCCAAAGAAGAAGGACGUCCAUCGAGGGGCCACGAUAACUCUGGGUUUGAUUCCACGCAAGAGAGGUAUCAAACCUACGUCGCCUGA
Candidula unifasciata is the source of this 490-nucleotide messenger RNA. The record is from the annotation of a GenBank genome assembly. NCBI's taxonomy places the organism in Eukaryota, Metazoa, Mollusca, Gastropoda, Stylommatophora, Geomitridae.